AUGGAGCCUCUCCACUGGAAAUUUUGGCAACGCAGUUUACAAAUCUCCCUCAUCAAGUUCACCCAAUACGACCACACUAUAGAGACCAAGCCCACACACCAACUACAACAGCAUAGGAAUAUGACUUUUCCAGAAAACACCACCAUCUGCAGGCUACGUCAUAUCUUCAGUACAACAUUGGCAGCAGGAUGUAUCCCUGAUAUGUUAAAGGACGCCACUCUUACCCUCACACCUAAACCAGGGAAAUCAACACACGAGAUGGAGAACUACCGCCCCAUCUUACUCCUAGAACUCCUGUACACACAAAGACUCAUACCAAACCUUGAAAUCAAGAAAUACACAACACUAAGCAAUAGGCUUUCGGCCAUCCUCGUCCAGCAGCCUCAGCCUGAUUGGUCAUCAGCAGGUACCUGCCAGCUGACGCCUCGCGGCUCUCCCAGGGGAGGUUCAGGAUCUGAAAAUUUGGGAUCGACUGGGGAGCAUUCCCUCAGCACCCAGACAUCACGGUGGAACUCACACCCACACUAUAUAACAAAGAGUUAUGUAGUAGAAAGACUCAUCUACAACAGCUUCAGGAGAAAACGUAGGCCACACAAACCAUGUACAGAAGGUGUUGAGACCACUUCAGUCCCCACUACAAAAGAGGAAGGUGUGACGACUGUUCGUGUUGAGACCACUUCAGUCCCCACUACAGAAGAGGAAGGUGUGACGACUGUUCCGGGAACAGCUGUUCAAACUACGGAAGAAGGAGGUGUUGAGACCACUCCAGUCCCCACUACAAAGGAGGAAGGCGUGACGACUAUUCCGGGAACGGCUGUUAAAACUACGGAAGGAGGUGUUGAGACCACUUCAGUCCCCACUACAAAAGAGGAAGGUGUGACGACUGUUCGUGUUGAGACCACUUCAAUCCCCGCUACAGAAGAGGAAGGUGUGACGACUGUUCCGGGAACAGCUAUUAAAACUACGGAAGAAGGAGGUGUUGAGACCACUCCAGUCCCCACUACAAAGGAGGAAGGCGUGACGACUAUUCCGGGAACGGCUGUUAAAACUACGGAAGGAGGUGUUGAGACCACUUCAGUCCCCACUACAAAAGAGGAAGGUGUGACGGCUGUUCGUGUUGAGACCACUUCAGUCCCCACUACAGAAGAGGAAGGUGUGACGACUGUUCCGGGAACAGCUAUUAAAACUACGGAAGAAGGAGGUGUUGAGACCACUCCAGUCCCCACUACAAAGGAGGAAGGUGUUGAGACCACUUCAGUCCCCACUACGAAAGAGGAAGGUGUGACGACUGUUCGUGUUGAGACCACUUCAGUCCCCACUACAAAAGAGGAAGGUGUGACGACUGUUCGUGUUGAGACCACUUCAGUCCCCACUACAAAAGAGGAAGGUGUGACGACUGUUCGUGUUGAGACCACUUCAGUCCCCACUACAAAAGAGGAAGGUACUGAGACCACUCCAGUUACCACUACUAUGGGAGGUGUAUCGAACAAAACUGAAACAGAUGGACCGACAAUAACGACUAGCGGCCCUGUUCCAAUUUCAGAAGUGGGAGUUCUACAAAAGCAAUGUCGAGAUCGUAUCUUAGCGGUGGACUCCUCGAUCAACCAAACAUUCACUGAAAAUAUAGAAAUCAUAGAAAACAUCAUUACUCACAUCUUGCAAAAUAAUCCUGAAAUACCCGAUGAUCUGUUCCUGAACUUAACCACUUGCUUUGACACCGUGUUAAGCCUCUCCGAACGGGUACUUAAUUUGAGCGAGGUCCUUAGAGGACUUAUAAAUAAUACAAAUACUACGGCAUCUUGUCCCGUGGAGGAAUUCGAGGAACUGCUAGAGGAUUUGCGGGCGAAGGUUAUAGAUCUGCAGUCUUACGAGGACGUGAUACUUGAACUGCCUCCGGCUCCGAGUAGGAGUAUCGAUGGUAGAAAGAUCUAUACCGACUUUAUCGAUAAGGUUGUGGAGUCGCGUGGCAAAGGGCCUAAUGCCUCCAUUGCCAUUAGGAUGGCUCGGGUCUCAAGCCAUCUUUGCGGCAUAGGGCUUCCUGGGGCUUUCCCCAAUAAGCAUCACGCCUACAAUGUGAAAAGAAUACCCCAGUACUCGUGGAAAAUUUAA
Molecule: messenger RNA, 2109 nt
Organism: Penaeus chinensis
Lineage: Eukaryota; Metazoa; Arthropoda; Malacostraca; Decapoda; Penaeidae
Product: cell wall protein DAN4-like
Exons: 27
Coding region: 1-2109 (702 amino acids)
Source: RefSeq, a predicted model, not a curated record